This is a messenger RNA of Amoebophrya sp. A25, 5012 nucleotides long. NCBI's taxonomy places the organism in Eukaryota, Dinophyceae, Syndiniales, Amoebophryaceae. The record is from the annotation of a GenBank genome assembly.
AGAGAAAGCGCGAGAAGAUCCCUAUGCAAGAAAAAAUGAUCUAAACACGGAGUGGUUCAAACGAUCUAAAAGAGAUACUGAAUACCAAUUUUGAUUAGAUGAUCCACUUCAAUCCCUCACGGAACCCCUCCAGAAUUCGUAAAGCUGGUAUUGCAUUCUGCAAGCCCCAAACAACUCUUCGCAACUAGUUUUCGUAACUGUUGUUUUUAGAAUUUGCUCAAUCAAUCAACAAUUUUAGAAAAAGCAAAAACACCGUUUUUACACACCACUUCAUCGCUUGAUCGAAUAAGUAGCGACUCUUUGUAUUCUCACGGAAUCAGAUUUCUCCACCGACAUUGCUUUCCUGGAUUUUAUAAUAAACCGACUUUCGACGUUCGAGUUGUCUACAGGGACCUGCGACAUAUCGCAUUUGCAACUUUCUCUUUUCUCAGAUUUCUAAAUAAAUCUAAAUCUUCCUCACUUAAGUCACAAUGGCGCAACAGCAGAAGAACGUCGCGAUCGGUAUCGAUCUUGGUACAACCUACUCCUGCGUCGGUGUCUGGCAGAAUGACAGCGUCGAGAUCAUUGCCAAUGAUCAGGUAUUUUUGUGUGUGAUAUUUGGUGGAUGAUUGAAGGAGACUGUUCUUGUAGUGUGUGAGUAGGAUUCAAUUAUGUAGAAGACAUUCGCCAUCUUGGUGGAGUCCGAUUUUGUGGGACGCGGGGAUGUGAACGCGCAUAACCUUUGAAUCGCAGCGGUGAGUCACGAUUUAGAUUUUCUCAUUCUGUAGCUACUCGUCAUCUGAGCCCAUUUUCAUGAAUGAUUGGAAAUAGCCUGCAACCGACCGAUUCAAACCUACUCCUAACAGGGAAACCGUACGACUCCUUCGUAUGUCGCUUUCAACCCGGAUAACAGUGAGCGUUUGAUCGGUGAUGCCGCGAAGAAUCAAGCAAGCCGAAAUCCUGCCAACACUAUCUUCGAUGCCAAGCGACUGAUCGGCCGAGGUAUGGACGAUACCCACGUCCAGAAGGAUAUGGCUCUCUGGCCUUUCAAGGUAUUUUCUUAUUCGGUUCUGCACUGAUUUCCAUAGUGGACCGAAAAGCCGGCGUCCGGUGGAACCUUCCCUUCUUGCUAUGUGCAUGUGGUAUGUCCGACCUACCUUUGAUAUUGUUGGUUCAUCUUUUUUUCACAAGAAGACGUCCCUAUUAAGCACAAGAAAUGUAAAAUCUUGAAUUAAUCAGGUUGUCGGGGAUGACGAGAACAAGCCGAAGUUGGAAGUCCAGUUCAACAAGGAAACGAAGGAAUUCUACCCAGAGGAAAUCUCCGCUAUGGUCUUGACGAAGAUGAAGGAGAUCGCUGAGGCUUACGUUGGCAUUCCGGUAUACUUCUCAUUGUACAGUAGAGCUGUAGAUGCAGCUUAGACAUAAUUUGAAGGUGUUUUACAGUUUUCUCGAGUGUCCGUGGACAGAUAUUUGGAGAGUUGUUCAUCACCGUCGGUUUUUUUUACAUUUUUCUUUAGCGUGUUUUCACAUUUGUGUGCUGUUCCUAGCUGAGACAACCCUUGACGCGGGUCAGAAGCUUGUUAAUCGUGUGUAUGUCUUCAGGUUACGGAUGCCGUUAUCACUGUGCCGGCAUACUUUAACGACGCCCAGCGUCAGGCCACCAAGGAUGCUGCCGCCAUUGCGGGUUUGAACGCCCUCCGAAUCAUUAACGAGCCGACCGCAGCUGCCAUCGCUUACGGUUUGGACAAGAAGGGAGAGAAGGCAACGAACGUCCUCAUCUACGACAUGGGUGGAGGUACCUUCGAUGUCUCCCUCCUCAAGAUCGAGGACGGAAUCUUCGAAGUCAAGGCUACCGCCGGUGAUACCCAUUUGGGUGGUGAAGAUUUCGACAACAAGUACCAAUAGGCAAUUUUUUGUCCUGGCAUUCUGUAAAGCCACUCUCUCGAAAUCUAGACGGUCUUAUCAAUAGAGCUCGUUUAGGUGUUUUCCGAGAAAUCAUGUGUUGUUAUAGAAUUGUGCACAGCUUUGCGCAAUAUGGGAUAGCAAAAAAUCAACUCCCACUCGAAACACUAUAAACUUGAUCAAUGAAUCGCCAAUCAGGAUCGUCGAGUACUGCUUGAAGGAGUUCACCCGUAAGAACAAGGAUGUCGAUAUCUCUGGCAACCACCGUGCCCUUCGUCGUCUGCGGACUCAGUGCGAGCGUGCCAAGCGCACCUUGUCCGCCAACACCAACGCCACUAUCGAGAUCGACUCUUUGGCCGAAGGUAAUUUUUAGACUAAGCUCUGUUUCUCGCAUUGCCUUAUUUCCACAGAAAGUCUUUCAUUUUACUCGUUUCCGGUCCUACGCAGAGUAUUAACCAUGAUCUUCACGACCAGCAGCGCGAACGCACUACUUCGAUGAUGUGGAACAUUUUCUCACAAUGUGUACAUAGUGGUGCUCUUCCUCAAUGCGUCUCCAAAUAACCAAUGCAGGCAUCGACUUCAGCUGCAACUUGUCUCGUGCCAAGUUCGAGGAAUUGUGCAUGGAGUACUUCAAGGGAUCCAUGAUUCCGGUCGAAAAGGUCCUCAAGGACGCGCAGAUCAAGAAGGAUGCCAUCUCCGAGGUUGUCCUUGUCGGUGGUUCCACCCGUAUCCCGAAGGUACUUUCUUACUUCGGUUAUAACACCUCAUUCGAAAUCACAUGAUCAUCUAGUCUGAGGAAAUGUUGGCGGAUUUACCUGUGCAAUAUCACCAGUCGGGUUAUCUUGCUUUAUGUGACCAAUGAACAGGUCCAGGAGCUUCUGGAAGUAUUCAUGGACGGCAAAAAGCCAUGCCGCAGCAUCAACCCGGAUGAGGCAGUCGCUUAUGGUGCCACCGUUCAGGCAGCCAUCCUCAACGGUGAGGGCGGUGAAGCGUGCAAGGACUUGUUGCUCCUCGAUGUGACUCCGCUUUCGUUGGGUCUCGAGACCACUGGUGGCGUGAUGACCAAGAUCAUUGAGCGUAACACCACCAUUCCGUGCAAGAAGAGUGACAUGUUCACCACUGACGCCGAUAACCAGACCUGCGUCGAAGUGUGCAUCUACGAAGGUGAGCGUUACAAGGUCAAGGACAACAACUUGUUGGGUAAGUUCAACCUCGACGGAAUUGCUCCCGCACCGCGUGGUGUUCCGCAGAUCGAAGUCACCUAUUCCCUGGAUGCCAACGGUACUAUAGCACUAACUUCCUUCACCGCGCCGUCCAAAUCAAAACUAGUGUAGUUUUUGCGCAAGUUUCAAAUCAGGUUAUGCUUUUGUCAAGCUUCCACGACAGGAAAGCGUAUCUAUGUCUUGACGAAGGACAGCAUCAAACUCCGGUUGAAAACAAAUGAAUCAACAUUUUUUUAGGUAUCCUUCACGUUACCGCGAAGGACAAGGCGUCCAGCCGCAAGGGUGAGAUCAAGAUCAACAACGAUAAGGGACGACUCACGCAGAGUGAUGUUGACCGUAUGGUCGCUGAGGCCGAAAAGUACAAGGCCGAGGAUAUGGCACAGAAGGAGCAGACGCAAGCCAAGCAGGAAAUCGAGAAUUACUGCUAUCAGGUGUUGGAGGCCGUUGAGAACGACAGCCUCAUGGAGAAACUUUCCGACGAGGAAAAGAUCAAGCUCGAAUCUACCUGCCAGGAGGUACAGCUUUUUUUUGAAUAACCUGGACAUCCAUUUCCAUUACCUUUCUGAGGAUCGUAGUUUUGCCAAAAACACACUGAGGAAGACGAAUGGUGACGAACAACUAUGUUCACGAUUACGCUCUUAUCGUUCGAUAUAGAAUAUCAUUCUUGCUAUGAUGAUGUUAAAAUCACAAUCAGGCACUCGAAUGGGUCGAGCACAACAAGGAAACUUCCGCUGCUGAGCUCCUCGCCAAGAAGAAGGAAUGUGAGUCCGUCUUGAAACCCCUUAUGACGAAGAUGUACGCUGUCAAGGAAGACAAGAGCCAGAAGAAGAAGGCUGGUGGACGCCGCCGCUAAGCGACCUCCUUGUGAGGUGCAUCGUUACCCACGCAAAUAUUUCCUUGCCCUUUCGGACUAGUUGUGGAGAAGAAAAACGGAAGAAUUUUUCCGAAGUAAUGAAGCCAGAUAGUUUUUUGAUCGAGUCACACCGCAUGCGUGACUGAUUUAGAUGGAUUACCAUUGCAAUGAUUUAGAAAAUCGUGAGAACGUGAACGUAGCAUGACCUGCAUGAAAAUAAUGGCUGCACGUCGUACGAGGUGGGCCGCGCUUCCAGCGGUUGGAGAAAGUGCCUAGGCGUUGUUUCGCGCAAGAUAUGAUUUGAAUAAGCUAGUGCAUGCCGCCUGCCGUACGAAAGAUUGUUUGGGAUCGAUGAAUAAAAAUGAUGACGAUGUUGAGUUAGAGGGCUUGUGAAAGGUAUAAGGGUCUGCGUCAGCUCCUCAAGAACUGUGUCGACUACGGUGACACGCAAUGCAUGAAUUUUUUACCGAGUGCUGUUUGCAUUAUUAUGAUUGAGUAUGUCCCGCAGCACGAAUGAAAACACGGAAAAUGCAACUCUUAUGGACUGAUCUCGGGUAUUUGACGGGCUCGAAGUAUUGCUUAUACCUCUUUUCUAUGGGAUGCGAUCAUGAUUUCUUGAUGUACCAAUAUUUCGUUGGAAAUUGUUGAGCACACUACAAACUGCACUCGUCUUUGGAAGAAGAGCGCUCUGCAGGGGGGGUUUAGUUUUUCAAUUGUGUGUAAAUGUACAGCCAUACGAAAUGAAUCCGUACGCUACACAUAAAUUGCAUUCAAGAACGACAUAAUAAUACGUCCUGAUUGUCCUACUUCGCUAUGAUUAUUACUAUGUACUAAAAAAGGUGGAAGUGGAUGGGGAGAAGAACCGAAUUUAUUAUGUUCUCAUGAAUACUUAAACAGCCGACUUGUGUGAUAACAUAUCACGCGAGAAAGUACGAAGACUACGCAGAGAAUGGGCGCUAGAGUGCAUCGCGUUAUUUGACGACAAGAAAAGAAGGAAAGACGCUAGCAGCCUACCUGCCUGCCUCAGAGGAGACCGCCCAACGAGGCACAUUCUG